UCCUCUUCACUCUCUCUCUCUCUCUCUCUCUCUUCUCCAACACGCACUCUGAGACAAAUAUUCUAUGAAUUAGUUUCCUUUCCCGUCUAAUCCAUCGGAUUAUCAAUGAACCAACAUUAAAGAAACCCCAUCAGCUAAAAUCCAUUUCUUUCAGCUCCCCCGCAUAUAAAAAGGCAGAAAAGCACUGUCCUUUGACGAGCUUGCAGCUGUUGCUCUGCGGUUUGCUCGUCCCACCCCCCCCCCCCCCCCCCCCCCCCCCCUCUCUCUACCCAUACUCGAAGCCGACACCAAACUUACGUUUUUUUUUAUUUGUUUUUGCGGGGCACCAAACCUGGAGUGGAGGAAGGCGAGAGGGAACCCAUUUCUGACGAGGAUCGGGUCGAGGUUGAGUCCAAAACCAGUACCCAUGCCUUUGAAUUUAGUUCAUGAUUCCGAUGGAUUGCCUCGGAUAAUCCUCACUGAGCCUACUGGAUCAACUGCAGAGGUGCUUCUCUAUGGCGGGCAGGUCGUUUCUUGGAAGAACGAGAGGAGGGAGGAGCUGCUCUUUAUGAGUAGUAAGGCUAUUUGGAAACCACCUAAAGCGAUCAGGGGAGGCAUACCAGUAUGCUUUCCUCAGUUUGGGAACUUCGGUUCACUGGAGCAACAUGGAUUUGCCAGGAACAGAGUUUGGUCACUCGAUAAUGAUCCUUCCCCUCUGUCUCCUACUGAUAAUCAGUCAUCAGUGGAUCUGAUACUAAAAUCUACAGAAGAAGAUAUUAAAAUGUGGCCACGUAGCUUUGAGCUGCGGCUUCGUGUUUCUCUUAGUGCUGGAAAGCUCACUUUGAUCCCCCGUGUGAGGAACACUGAUGGCAAGCCCUUCUCAUUUACGCUCGCGCUGAGCAAUUACCUCUCUGUGUCUGAUAUCAGUGAAGUGCGUGUUGAAGGCUUGGAGACACUCGAUUACUUUGACAAUUUGAUACACCGAGAAAGGUUCACCGAGCAAGCUGAUGCGAUAACCUUUGAUGGGGAGAUUGACAGGGUCUACUUGAGCACCCCGAACAAAAUUGCUAUCAUUGACCAUGAAAAGAAGCGGACUUUUGUGCUUCGGAAAGAUGGAAUGCCCGAUGCUGUUGUGUGGAACCCUUGGGACAAAAAGGCGAAGGCCCUUCCCGAUUUGGGAGAUGAGGAGUACAAGACCAUGCUCCGUGUAGAUUCUGCGGCUAUUGAGACCCCGAUUGCUCUGAAACCCUUCGAAGAGUGGAGAGGCCGUCAGGAAAUUUCUGCUGUCUCUUCAAGUUACUGCAGCGGGCAGUUGGAUCCCCGGAAGGUUCUUCAUGGCCUCCGCUGAGAGUAAAUAAAUCUUCUCCAAUGUAACUUAUGUAAGAUUCUCUUAUCUCGUAUGCAGCCUACCACUACAACUACUUAUCUACCAUUCCCGUUGCUGAGAAUCCAAAUAUAGCGAACGAGAUGAGAGUCCUGUAUAGUAGUAUCUGACUGUGUUUUGCUGCUGGGUCAGGGAGGGGCUUAGUCACGAACAAGUCGAGGUUGCUUGUUCGUCGUGUCUAUGGGUGUAUCUUGAUCGAAGGUUUAGUGAAUUGAGCUUAUGAUGCAGAAUGGCUCUUUUAUUUCUGUUAUCGAUUAUCCAUGUUCAGCUGCAUAUUCUAGAAAGAGUUGGUGAAUGGAAAUUACAAUUAUUUAUGGUCUGGUUGACCGAUUACUAUCA
This is a messenger RNA of Punica granatum (pomegranate), 1702 nucleotides long. The record is from RefSeq and is a predicted model, not a curated record. NCBI's taxonomy places the organism in Eukaryota, Viridiplantae, Streptophyta, Magnoliopsida, Myrtales, Lythraceae.